GGCGCGAUCGACGCGGAAGGAUUCCACUACAGCACCCCCGAGAUGUUAGACAAAAUAUUCAUACGUUGGACCUUCAGAAUAAUUUUUCCGUGUACAGGAUACUACGAAUUGUAUACGUAUAGUGAUGAUGGUAUGAAGGCUUUCAUGAACAACGAGCUGGUUGCUGAUGACUAUGGCUGCAAACUCCCUGCGCAAACAUUGGCCCAAAGUAUGUAG
Sphaeroforma arctica JP610 is the source of this 216-nucleotide messenger RNA. RefSeq lists its product as hypothetical. The annotation marks the transcript as partial. The transcript has a single exon. The record is from RefSeq and is a predicted model, not a curated record. Lineage: Eukaryota; Ichthyosporea; Ichthyophonida.